AUGGUCUCGGCCCCGCAAAACGGCGUCACGGACUUCAUCAUCACACUACUCAACUCAUCGACGUCGUCACAUCAUCCCAUCACGGUCGGCAAGAUCGGCGUCUGGCGAGACAAUGAGAUUGGGUUCUUCCUGGUUCGCCAGUACUGGGGUAAAGGCAUCGCCGAGGAGGCGCUCAAUGCGCUGAUUCCGUACUUAUUUGGCGAGGUAGGAAUGAGCAAAAUCACAGCCGACACAGACCCAAGGAAUGGGGCGUGCGUUGGGUUGUUGAAAAAGGUCGGAUUUGUGGUAAAUGGGUUCAAGGAGAAAACAUACAAGGUUGGCGGGAACUGGACUGAUAGCCUGUACUUGAUAUUAGAGAAGGAGACAUGGCAAAAAAAGGAUUGA
Molecule: messenger RNA, 384 nt
Organism: Cladophialophora bantiana CBS 173.52
Lineage: Eukaryota; Fungi; Ascomycota; Eurotiomycetes; Chaetothyriales; Herpotrichiellaceae
Exons: 1
Coding region: 1-384 (127 amino acids)
Molecular function (GO): acyltransferase activity, transferring groups other than amino-acyl groups
Source: RefSeq, a predicted model, not a curated record